AUGUAUGGGCUCCUGCUCGUCACGUCGCUGCUUGCAGCACUACCUGUGAAUGCCGAUGGACUAUACACCAAGAAUUCCCCGGUGCUGCAGCUGAACUCCAAAACUUACAACUCGCUCAUCGCGAAGUCAAAUCAUACCUCGAUCGUCGAAUUCUAUGCUCCCUGGUGCGGCCACUGCCAGAGCCUCAAGCCCGCCUACGAGAAAGCCGCGAAGAACCUCGACGGACUGGCGAACGUUGCCGCGAUCAACUGCGAUGACGACGAGAACAAAGCCUUCUGCGGUCAGAUGGGUGUACAGGGCUUCCCUACCCUCAAGAUCAUGACCCCGUCCAAGAAACCCGGAAAGCCACGCGUGGAGGACUACCAGGGCGCGCGCAGUGCCAAAGGCAUUGUCGACGCAGUCGUGGACCACAUCCCCAACCACGUGAAGCGCGCAACAGACAAGGACCUGGACAAGUGGCUCGGACAGAACGAAGGCCGGCCCAAGGCCAUUCUCUUCACGGACAAAGGCACCACAAGCGCGUUGAUCCGCGCCCUGGCAAUCGACUUCCUGGGCGCCAUUGACAUUGCCCAGGUGCGCAACAAGGAAACCGCAUCUGUCAACAAGUUUGGAGUCACCUCGUUCCCCGCGCUCGUCCUCAUCACCGGCGACGAACCCCAGAUCUACCAGGGCGAUCUGAAGAAGAAGCCCAUCACCGAGUUCCUGAGCCAAGCCGCCGCUCCCAACGCGCCUGCAUCCGCAGACUCCAAGCCGAAGCCCAAGCCCAAGGCUAAGAAGUCCAAGCCCGCAGCAAAGCCAACCUCUGUCGCCGAGGACACCGAGGACGAGCCCACCGCCGCCCAGGAAGAACCCAAGCCUGUCCAAACCCCUGUUCCUGCACCCGCAAUCCCAACUCUCUCCACCCCCGAAUCCCUCCAAGCAGCCUGCCUAGCCCCAAAGUCUGGAACAUGCGUGCUAGCUAUCCUUCCCGAGGCCGGCGAGUCCGACGAAGCCCUCCCAGCCCCAGCUACAGCUGCGCUUACCAGUCUGGCUGAAAUUGGCCACAAACAUGCUCAGCGUGGUACGCACCUGUUCCCCUUGUAUGCUAUCCCCGCCAGCAACCCCAUCUCCCAUAUCCUUCGCACGACCUUGGGUCUGGCCAAGGGACCGGCUGUGGAAAUCGUUGCGCUAAAUGCUCGCCGGAGCUGGUGGCGCCGCUUCACUGCUGACGCGGAGGACUUUGGGGCCGUUGCUGUUGAGUCUUGGGUUGACGCUAUUCGUCUUGGUGAGGGCGCCAAGGAGAAGUUGCCUGAGGGUCUUGUCGCUGGCGCUGAAGCCGAAACUGAAGCCGAAGCCGAGCCUGUGGUCGAGACCGAGACUGUUCCUGAACCCGAAGCUGAAGCCGAGGUUGACCCUGAGGUCGAGGAACAGGUCGAGCCUCAGCACGAUGAGCUGUGA
Messenger RNA from Penicillium nucicola, 1437 nucleotides. RefSeq names its product putative disulfide isomerase. Gene Ontology annotation, cellular component: endoplasmic reticulum lumen. Lineage: Eukaryota; Fungi; Ascomycota; Eurotiomycetes; Eurotiales; Aspergillaceae. Bases 1 to 1437 code for a protein of 478 amino acids. Gene Ontology annotation, biological process: response to endoplasmic reticulum stress. The record is from RefSeq and is a predicted model, not a curated record. The transcript has 3 exons. Gene Ontology annotation, molecular function: protein-disulfide reductase activity; protein disulfide isomerase activity.